Molecule: messenger RNA, 849 nt
Organism: Nicotiana tabacum (common tobacco)
Lineage: Eukaryota; Viridiplantae; Streptophyta; Magnoliopsida; Solanales; Solanaceae
Product: protein LIGHT-DEPENDENT SHORT HYPOCOTYLS 10-like
Biological process (GO): mRNA transcription; response to light stimulus
Cellular component (GO): nucleus
Source: RefSeq, a predicted model, not a curated record
UUCAACAAUUUCAUCCCUCCAUUUUCACCUGUUUCCUUCAACCUUUGUUUAAACUCUCCAUAUUUCUCACACAUUUAGGAUCAAUAUUCUCGAUCUAUUUCAAUUCCUCUCCAGUCAUGUCAAGUAGUGAUAGAGGCAAAGAUUUAGCUGAGGGAUCCUCAAGAUCCCCAGGAGAUCAAUCGAUAACAACACCUAGUCGAUACGAGUCCCAAAAACGACGAGAUUGGAACACUUUUAAUCAGUACUUGAGGAAUCAGAGGCAACCAAUUCCGCUAUCUCAGUGCAAUGGCAACCACGUACUAGAGUUUCUUGGAUACCUGGACCAGUUUGGAAAGACUAAGGUUCAUUUACAAGGUUGUAUGUUCUAUGGACAACCCGAGCCACCGGCUCCUUGUACUUGUCCGCUCAGACAAGCUUGGGGAAGCCUUGAUGCACUCAUCGGUAGGCUUCGAGCUGCCUACGAAGAAAAUGGCGGCUCGCCUGAGACGAAUCCAUUUGCUAGCACUGCGAUUCGCGUGUAUCUUAGGGAAGUGAAAGAGUGUCAAGCUAAGGCCCGUGGCAUUGCGUAUAAGAAGAAACAAAAGAAGGCUAGCCCUAGCACAGGAGAUGAUGAUUCCAGUUCUACAGGGUUUCUCUCAUUUUCUUGAUCCACUAAUGCAGUUAUAUAUUGCCUUGUGCCUCCCCUCGAAAAUAUAUAAUUAAGUAAAUAAAAGUCUGAUCUUUAAUCACUUAAGUUUCAAAUGAAAUGAUCAUACAAACACUUGUAACGCUAUUCGAAUAAGUGGAUUUUGAGAAAUUAUGUAAUUAUGCAAAGUUUGAAAUAUGAGAUCACUAAGGAUUGUUGUGCCA